GCACGCGGCGCCUGAGGCGCGCGGAUCCCCGCUGCCAGAGGACUAGGGCGGCCUCAUUUGCAUAACGACCGCCCCUCGCCUCCCCGCGCCCGUCCUGGUCCCGCCCCUCGCCCAACGUGAAAUCUGUUGGGCCACGGGCAGGUCACUCCGACUCAGGCAAGCCUGUAGCUGGCGAUCCCGGGAGCGGAUUGGUUCUGGGAGUUUCCAGACGGCGGCUGGGAGGCGGCUAUAAGAGCGGGGAACCGAGCGGGGGGAGCGGGGAGACGCUGGUGGUGCUCGCGGUGUGCGGUGCGAAGCGACCGUUAGUUGACGCCGCGCAUUUUCUGUCCUUGGUGUUCUCGUCUAACGCCCCUUGCCUUUCAGUCAGGAUGUCUGCCCGCGGCCCGGCCAUCGGCAUCGACUUGGGCACCACCUACUCGUGCGUGGGGGUCUUUCAACACGGCAAGGUGGAGAUUAUCGCCAACGACCAGGGCAACCGGACCACCCCCAGCUACGUGGCUUUCACCGACACUGAGCGCCUCAUCGGCGAUGCCGCAAAGAACCAGGUGGCCAUGAACCCCACCAACACCAUCUUCGACGCCAAGAGGCUGAUCGGACGGAAGUUCGAGGACGCCACUGUGCAGUCGGACAUGAAACACUGGCCGUUCAGGGUAGUGAGCGAGGGAGGCAAGCCCAAAGUGCAGGUGGAGUACAAGGGAGAGAUCAAGACCUUCUUCCCGGAGGAGAUCUCAUCCAUGGUCCUCACUAAGAUGAAGGAGAUCGCCGAAGCCUACCUGGGGGGCAAGGUGCAGAGUGCCGUCAUCACUGUCCCGGCCUAUUUCAACGACUCGCAGCGCCAGGCCACCAAGGACGCGGGCACCAUCACCGGCCUCAAUGUGCUGCGCAUCAUCAACGAGCCCACGGCGGCGGCCAUCGCCUACGGCCUGGACAAGAAGGGCUGCGCUGGCGGUGAGAAGAACGUGCUCAUCUUUGACCUUGGCGGCGGCACCUUCGACGUGUCCAUCCUGACCAUCGAAGACGGCAUCUUCGAGGUGAAGUCCACGGCCGGCGACACCCAUCUGGGCGGCGAGGAUUUCGACAACCGCAUGGUGAGCCAUCUGGCGGAGGAGUUUAAGCGCAAGCAUAAGAAGGACAUUGGGCCCAACAAGCGCGCGGUGCGGCGGCUGCGCACCGCCUGCGAGCGCGCCAAGCGCACCCUGAGCUCUUCCACGCAGGCUAGCAUCGAGAUCGAUUCGCUCUACGAGGGCGUGGACUUCUACACGUCCAUCACCCGCGCCCGCUUCGAGGAGCUCAAUGCCGACCUGUUCCGUGGGACCCUGGAGCCGGUGGAGAAGGCGCUGCGUGACGCCAAGCUGGACAAGGGCCAGAUCCAGGAGAUCGUGCUAGUGGGCGGGUCCACCCGCAUCCCCAAGAUCCAGAAGCUGCUGCAGGAUUUCUUCAAUGGCAAGGAGCUGAACAAGAGCAUCAACCCUGACGAGGCGGUGGCCUACGGAGCUGCGGUGCAGGCAGCCAUCCUCAUCGGGGACAAGUCAGAGAAUGUGCAGGAUCUGCUGCUACUCGACGUGACUCCGUUGUCGCUGGGUAUCGAGACGGCUGGCGGUGUCAUGACCCCACUCAUCAAGAGGAACACCACCAUCCCCACCAAGCAGACGCAGACCUUCACCACCUACUCAGACAACCAGAGCAGCGUGCUGGUGCAGGUGUACGAAGGUGAAAGAGCCAUGACCAAGGACAAUAACCUGCUGGGCAAGUUCGACCUGACCGGGAUUCCCCCAGCGCCCCGCGGGGUCCCCCAGAUCGAGGUCACCUUCGACAUCGACGCCAAUGGCAUCCUCAACGUCACAGCCGCUGAUAAGAGUACCGGUAAGGAAAACAAAAUCACCAUCACCAACGACAAGGGUCGUCUGAGCAAAGACGACAUUGACCGGAUGGUGCAGGAGGCAGAGAGGUACAAGUCAGAAGAUGAAGCCAAUCGUGACCGGGUCGCAGCUAAAAACGCGGUCGAAUCCUAUACCUACAACAUCAAGCAGACCGUGGAAGACGAGAAAUUGAGGGGCAAGAUUAGCGAGCAGGACAAAAACAAGAUCCUCGACAAGUGUCAGGAAGUGAUCAACUGGCUUGACCGAAACCAGAUGGCUGAGAAAGAUGAAUACGAACACAAGCAGAAAGAGCUCGAAAGAGUGUGCAACCCCAUCAUCAGCAAACUUUACCAAGGUGGCCCUGGCGGCGGCGGUUCGGGAGCCUCCGGGGGACCGACCAUCGAGGAGGUGGACUAAGCUUGCACUCAGUCAACGUAAACUUCUUUUCCUUUCUCUGUUUUUUUCCCUUUUGUUUUUGUUUUUUCUUUGAAUGUCCUUGUGCCAAGUACGAAAUCUAUAGUAGGGAGUCUUUAAGACCCGUGUAGGCAUGUGAAAGGAAAGGUGCAAUAACUUAGUUUCAUUAUAAAAGCUUAGUUCUAAAGUUUGAUUUUUAAAAACAUUAUUUGAGGUUUCUCUUUAAUGCAGUUUGCGUGUUUGCUGAAUUGAGCAUUUUUUGUUUAGCUUAGUUUGUGCAUGGAGAUUUGUUUGAAAUGAGUGAGAAACCUGAAGUUUGGGCACGUUCUGUGGAAGCUUGGUAACAAAAUAUAUAGAAGCUUGAAUUGUUUAUUUUUAUGUACUAUAAAGUGAACACUGCAGUAAUGUUAAUAAGGACAGGCAUAUCUUUUGCAAACAAAUGCGUAGGUACAAACUUGAAGUAAAGCUGAAAUUGAUCUCAAAAAAA
This is a messenger RNA of Condylura cristata (star-nosed mole), 2760 nucleotides long. It is a transcript of the gene HSPA2, whose product is annotated as heat shock 70kDa protein 2. Gene Ontology annotation, cellular component: cytoplasm; plasma membrane; cytosol. Gene Ontology annotation, molecular function: misfolded protein binding; ATP binding; heat shock protein binding. Gene Ontology annotation, biological process: cellular response to unfolded protein; vesicle-mediated transport; protein refolding. NCBI's taxonomy places the organism in Eukaryota, Metazoa, Chordata, Mammalia, Eulipotyphla, Talpidae. The transcript has a single exon. The record is from RefSeq and is a predicted model, not a curated record. The coding region runs from base 369 to 2276 and encodes 635 amino acids.